CUCAGCCGCCCGGCCCGCGCACGGAGCCGCCGCCCGGUGCCUCCAGCGUCCCCAGAUGCCUACAACAGCUGGAGAUCAAUCUGGCUGAAGCCAGGAGUCAGGAACUCAAUCUGGAUCUCCCAUGUGGGUGGCAAGGACCCAGCUACUUGAGCCCUCACCCUGCCUUCGAGGGUGCACAUUAACAGGAAGCCAGAAUUGGAAGCAGAGUUGGGACUCAAAUCCAGGUUUUAUAACAAUCAAGCAGUGCAUGAAAGAGGCAUCUUCAUCAAGUUUUCUUGAUUAAAUUAUGAAAAUGGAGUUGAAGCUUUGUUUCCCAGUACAUGUGGUAAGUCCAGCUGUGAGCAGGGUGUUCUGUUCUUCGCUUCCAGCAAGCCAGAUUGUCAUAAAUGGACACUGACAUGGACUACGAAAGACCCAACGUUGAAACCAUCAAGUGCGUUGUCGUGGGUGACAACGCAGUGGGGAAGACACGGCUGAUCUGUGCCAGAGCAUGCAACACUACGCUGACGCAGUAUCAGCUGCUGGCCACCCAUGUGCCAACCGUGUGGGCCAUCGACCAGUACCGUGUCUGCCAGGAGGUCUUGGAGCGAUCCCGGGAUGUUGUGGAUGAAGUAAGCGUCUCUCUCAGGCUCUGGGAUACUUUUGGUGAUCAUCACAAAGACAGGCGUUUUGCUUAUGGCAGGUCUGAUGUUGUGGUCCUCUGUUUUUCGAUCGCUAACCCCAACUCCCUAAAUCAUGUGAAAACCAUGUGGUAUCAAGAAAUCAAGCACUUUUGCCCUCGUACACCUGUUGUCCUAGUUGGCUGCCAGCUCGACCUCCGCUAUGCCGAUCUUGAAGCCGUGAAUCGAGCCAGACGCCCUUUAGCAAGGCCCAUAAAGAGAGGGGAUAUUCUGCCCCCAGAAAAAGGGCGAGAGGUUGCAAAGGAACUUGGCAUACCAUACUAUGAAACAAGUGUAUUUGACCAAUUCGGAAUCAAGGAUGUGUUUGACAAUGCAAUACGAGCCGCGCUGAUUUCUCGCCGCCACCUGCAGUUCUGGAAAUCUCACUUAAAGAAAGUCCAGAAACCUUUGCUUCAGGCCCCUUUCCUACCUCCAAAAGCCCCUCCACCGGUCAUCAAGAUUCCAGAGUGUCCUUCCACGGGGAUGAGUGAAGCUGCCUGUUUACUGGACAGUCCCCUGUGUGCGGAUGUCCUGUUCAUCCUGCAGGACCAGGAGCACAUCUUUGCACAUCGGAUUUACCUCGCUACCUCUUCUUCCAAAUUCUACGAUCUUUUUUUAAUGGAAUGUGAAGAAUUCCCCAAUUGGGGUGAAGGAGUAUGUGAGAAAGAGAAGCAGAGCACGGAUUUCCAGGGGCGGACUUUGAGUCCUGACCUAGAUGGGGAGAGGGAGGAAGGCCUGCCUCGGACACCCCAGCCUGAUCAAGGGAAGUCGUCUCGGAAGUUCCUACUGGAGGCCACGGGGCCGGAAGCUGAGGGCUCAACUCCCGAGACACAGGCUUUGGCCGGCUGGAGUAAGGGGUUCAUUGGCAUGCACAAGGAGAUGCAAGUCAAUCCCAUUUCAAAGCGAGUGGGCCCUGUGACGGUGGUCAGAAUGGACUCCUCUGUCCAGCCAGGCCCUUUCCGCACCCUGCUCCAGUUUCUUUAUACGGGGCAACUGGAUGAAAAGGAAAAGGAUUUGGUCGGCCUGGCUCAGAUCGCAGAGGUCCUAGAGAUGUUUGAUUUGAGGAUGAUGGUGGAAAACAUCAUGAACAAGGAAGCUUUCAUGAACCAAGAGAUUACAAAAGCUUUCCACGUCAGGAAAGCCAAUCGGAUAAAAGAGUGUCUCAGCAAGGGGACCUUCUCAGAUGUGACCUUUAAGUUGGAUGAUGGUGCCAUCAGUGCCCACAAGCCACUGCUGAUCUGUAGCUGCGAGUGGAUGGCAGCCAUGUUUGGGGGGUCAUUUGUGGAAAGCGCCAACAGUGAGGUAUAUCUCCCGAACAUAAACAAGAUGUCAAUGCAAGCAGUAUUGGAUUAUCUCUAUACCAAGCAGUUGUCACCUAACUUGGACCUGGACCCACUGGAAUUAAUUGCCUUGGCAAACAGAUUUUGCCUGCCACACUUGGUUGCACUUGCAGAGCAGCAUGCAGUCCAGGAGCUGACCAAGGCCGCCAUGAGCGGCGUGGGCAUUGACGGGGAAGUGCUUUCUUAUUUGGAACUGGCCCAGUUUCACAACGCCCACCAGUUGGCCGCUUGGUGUUUGCACCACAUCUGUACCAACUACAACAGCGUUUGUUCCAAGUUCCGCAAGGAAAUCAAAUCAAAAUCUGCAGACAACCAAGAAUACUUUGAGCGGCACCGCUGGCCCCCUGUGUGGUACCUGAAGGAAGAGGACCACUACCAGCGCGUGAAAAGGGAACGCGAGAAGGAAGAUAUUGCACUCAAUAAACAUCACUCAAGACGAAAGUGGUGCUUCUGGAAUUCAUCUCCAGCAGUAGCCUGAAGAGGACGAGGACAAAGGAAUCAGACAUCUGAUACACCACUUUUUAAGGCACUACUGUAAAAUUAGUCUUCUUAGCGAUACGACAUAGUUCAGGUUUCAGGCACUGACCUUCCUCCACUUCUGUGCAUUUAUCUUUGUUAGGAUCAAAGCACAAGCUCACCACCAAUGAGCCUGGACAAAAAGGGAAGCUGACUCUCACUGCAUUCCUUAAACUGAUGUGUAUAUUUUUUUGUUAGGAGGCUUAAUAAACUUUAGUCCGUUAUUUUGUUUCUUUUUAUACAAAGACAAAAAAAAUCCAGCUUUCAUGUUUCAGAUUCCAAAUUGGAAAAUAUUUUUAUAUGGUCUCUUGUAUUUUGUUGAAAUGAAAAUACUGUGUAUUACUUUAUUUUACAGGCCACAAACUGACCGUGAAGUCAUCCUGUGACCCUCUUUGGCCACAUGACCAGAGGCCACAUAAUUAGAGGGUGGUUUUUUGUUGUUGUGAAGUAAAGGGUUGGACUGAAUUUCCCCCAAAGUGCAAGUUGGAGAGUGUUUAAUCUUUUUUUCUGCUGAAUUACAUUGGUAUAAUUACCAACUCAACUCCAAGAAUGUGUAUUUACAAUAUUUGCUGUGUAAGUGCUAGUAAUUAUAUGGUUAUAUGUGCCAUGUAAAAUAUAGUGAUAUCAAAGAUUCUGUUGUUUCAAAUGUUUAGAUUCCAGAGGAUAAUCCUUAUAAUCAUUAGAAGGGCUUAUUCAAUCCCAGCACUAUCCAGGGCAAACUCACUGGUGGACCCGAAUACUUAAGAUACCAUUAGAGCACUGGGGUUUGGAUCACUGCAUUAGGGUUUAUGUCUCUCAGUGUUCCUUCAUCUUGCCAUGCUUCUGCAUGCAGAGUCUCCAUUGACUUGAAUUUGAGAUGGGCAAAGGAAGAAGUCCCCAGACUCCUUCCAGCCAGCUACAGGCUUGGCACAUCUCACCUUCGGAAACAGGCUUCCUCAGGUCUCUCACCUGUGGCCAACUUCACUUUUUAAGACACAGAUUUUUAACUCUUCCUAGGGAAAACUCAUGUCACUGCAGAAGUAGGCUAAGGCAAACCACCCACUCCUGCUGAAAUUCAGUAGGGCCUAUGAAAGCAUAAAGCUGGAGGCUGGGUCCUUGCAUUCUCCAACCCAGAAAGGAAUCUAAUUCCAAGAGUCUAGGAAAUGGUGCUAUUGUGAGUUAGUUCUGAACCUUGUCCUUCUGAGUUUUCAGUGUUAAAAUAGAAAGUGUAGAGCAGGGGAGCUUUCGAGAGACAGUUAGUCAUUGCUUCUCUGUCAAUUAAGAUGUUAUCGCAUGCAGACAGGGCACAUUUUCAGGCCACAGUUCCAUACCUGCCAUAGGAUAUUGUGUGGCAGGGCUUGGGGCUCAUUUUGUUGGGAGGUCAACUUUCUGAUACUAAGAACUGUUGACUCGAGUGCUCUUUUCUAGCUUACUAGCAGUUGGAAAUGAAACAGUGGAGUUGAACUCCCAGUGUUCACAGCCAAACAUUUGAAAAUGUAGCCAGGUUACAGAUGGGCACGUAUUGGUGGUAGUGAAAACACAGGGUAUACAAGAACUUGAAGAGGCCCAGACAUGCAUCUCCCUCCCAUGAUAGAAGAGAGAGCAGUAGAGUAGGAAUAGUUAUAAAUGCAUCCAAAUUGAUUGUGUUUCAGUUGAGUUGUGUAUAGUUAAUGGAAGGAGAAAGGAGACAGAAUGAGAGGAGAAAUGUCAAGACUCAGGAAGAAUUGGCAUGUAUCCUAUCAUCAAAUGGCAGAGAUUGUUUUCAGUGAGUAGUUGUAGAUGAAUUUAUACAACCAAAGCUCCCAUUUGAUUGUAAUCUUGCCAAAAUAUAAUGGACAUAUAAAUGAACUUGGGGUGUAAGCAAUAAUAUCUACUAGUGUUGUUAUCAACUACUAUAACCAAGUGGCUGGUUCAUUUGGUUGAUGCUGAUUAUGGCCUUUAACCAUGGUGGUUUGUUUUGUGUUUUUUUUUUUUUUUUUUCACGAAAAACCAAUAAAAUUGUUAUAA
Molecule: messenger RNA, 4501 nt
Organism: Lepus europaeus (European hare)
Lineage: Eukaryota; Metazoa; Chordata; Mammalia; Lagomorpha; Leporidae
Gene: RHOBTB1
Product: Rho related BTB domain containing 1
Exons: 13
Coding region: 387-2477 (696 amino acids)
Biological process (GO): small GTPase-mediated signal transduction
Molecular function (GO): GTP binding; protein binding; GTPase activity
Source: RefSeq, a predicted model, not a curated record